Molecule: messenger RNA, 2213 nt
Organism: Dermacentor andersoni
Lineage: Eukaryota; Metazoa; Arthropoda; Arachnida; Ixodida; Ixodidae
Source: RefSeq, a predicted model, not a curated record
CGCCGCGGCGGACAACCUCCUCUCCUACGUCUAGCGUUCUCUCUUUCCCCCGAUCCGAAACUGAAAGUAAAAUGUUUCUGCACCGGUCCCCGGCGGCGGCGGCGCGGGAACCACGGAGCCAUUCGCGGAGUAACGGUCUCGCCGCGAGCAUCGUCGCGUGCGUCCUCCGCUCCUCCUAGUCGCCGUCGCGUUGACGGCGUGCUGUCCUCGGUGCCCGUGUGAUGUGCACGAUCACGUGCUGCGUGCUGUGACGCGACGCCCCUGCAACACGCGCACGAGCUUACGUUAGGCCGCCCACUGCGGUGACCUGCGCGCGCGCCGCCGGACUUUCCCCGCGGCCACUUGUCACCGGCUCGGACGCAUCUUCAGCGCAUCUCUCUAGCACCUGCGAGUGAUUGGCUCGCUUUAUAUAGCCUUUGCCGGUUGCUUUGUUUUUGCGCUGAUGAACUCGAUAGCAGGAGUGACAAAGAGGGCCCGAUAAGAGUGGAGUCACUCGCGUUUCGUACACCUCUGUCCUUGUUUUUCACGCGACAUCUGCGACCGCUUUAGCGUGCGACCCGUACCACCGCUCAGACCUCGCUGGCCCCCUCGUCGCGAGCCCGCCCUACUGCCAGUUGUCAAGUUAUUUUGAUGUGCGAGAGUGUCCACUGUUUGAUCGGAGUCUACAUCGGACUGUGCUUCUUUUGACCCUAUGGAAAUUUUCGCCUGAACAACUGAAGAUUAUGGCCACGGAAGCGGAAACAUCGCGCCGACUGUCCAGUGCCGAUGAAGACGCGGACUCUUCAGAGGACGAAACCGAAGACAUUGUAAGUGAGUGCACGACCUCCGAAGAUUCGGGUGGCCAUGGCGAUUCGCAUGUUUCCUCAGCCAGACCAGGCGCGGAAGUACAUGCGUCGGACUCGGCGGCAGCCGGCGACACCAAAGUGUUGAGCAGAACUCCCAGCUGCCGCUGCCCUCGAUCGGAGGCGCCGUUUUCCGCCCGGCGGCUAGUUCAGUCCGCUGGCUUGGCGAACGACGAAGUCCCAUGUAUCUGCUGCAGCGUCGAGGACACGGACUCGCUGGGCGAGCUUCAGGUCCAGCAGACUGCUUCGUACGGCAUCAACUCCGUUUCCGUUCAGAGCAGGCUCGAAUCUUCGGUGAUGACGAGCAUAUCUACGGGGCCUGUCACGAGGACUGUCCACGUCACAACGACGGUUUCUAGCGUGUCGCCCGUUGAGACGUUGCGCGGCGGUUUCUCAAGAAGGUGUAUAAAUUCAUUAACAACCGUGUGUGUUCCCCGUCUGGUCGACCGCUUCAGCUGGCAGCCAGUCCGCGUCCACCACGGCAUCGUUCGCCAGCCGAGCAUUCGACGAAGAAGCGGCUCGUCUGUGGCUAAAAGUAAUUUGGCGUCGCAUUGCCUCUCGCACAACAGCAGCAACAGGGCACAGCCUGAAUUGGACUUCACGUCUGAUGAAGGUCGCAAUGCCUGUUCGAAUAAGUCGCUUCGUGUUUGUAACGAGGCAACCGUCACUGUGAAGGAACUGGCUGCUUCUCUGAAAGACCUCGAAGAAGACACCGACGAACCGAUACGCUUCUUCUUCACUGCACCGUCGCCGACACUGGAGCACCCCUUCGUGGUUGGAGCCGCCCAGGCACUGGUGAAAGAGGGACAUUCUGUCACCGAGGCCCCACCACCAUCUGCUAACUCGACUGAAGACGUUUGGAGGUGCUGCAGCAAACGUGAAGACACCAGAGGGUCGCCUAAUAAAUGUGACAGCCCCGUACCGAAAGUACCCGAGCGCCCGACAGACCUUCCGUCCAAAAAGCGCGCCCAGGAUGUCGGCCGGGUGACGACAGAAGUGCUGUCUUCCCUGUACGAGCCCUUCGUCUCAGUCCGUUCCGUUAUUCUUCGUCAAGCGUCCGAAGUUUGCUCCUGCAAAUAUUUCGGCGAUGUUCACCGCUUCAAGAGCCACUUCUUGCUGCCCGUCGCCCAUCUGCUCCGGCUUGUGAAAACAGAGGUGCAACAGAUGAAGGAAAAGACAAUGUGCUCUCCUAGCCCGGAUAUAUUUAGAGCGCGCCCGGAGCCCGGAUCGUGCUGCGACAGCGGCUGCCCUGGCCUGCAGAGCCACCAGGCGUGGCCGCUCUGCUUCAGCCGGCGGGUGGCGAUCCAGCUGUGCGAACUCGACUCCUCAGUGCUUCGACCCGUACCGCGACGACUUGGGUCACCUCUGUAG